This is a messenger RNA of Paramuricea clavata, 10893 nucleotides long. The record is from the annotation of a GenBank genome assembly. NCBI's taxonomy places the organism in Eukaryota, Metazoa, Cnidaria, Anthozoa, Malacalcyonacea, Plexauridae.
AUGGCAGCCGCAGACGGGAAUCGAGAUUUAUUAUCUGCCGCUGUAAGUGGGAUUUUAGCCUCACUUGCUUCAACAUCAAGCAGUCAAACAACUUCGCUAUCUUCGUCACCAAACAAUGUGACUAACAACGAAGAAUUGGGACCCAAUAGAUCAUCUCCAGCACUGUCCACUACUCAAGCGCUUGCUCAUCUAUUCCCACAAUGUGGCCCAAGGCAAAGUUACCGCAGCGAGACUGCACAACCUUACGAGUCGGAAAGUGCUUUUCGAAGUGUUGCUAGUCGGCCCAAAAGGAAAAGGAAGAUCAAGCAGGAGAAAGAUUAUAGUUUUGCGAAGGAUAUAGUCUUGAAAGACGUUUUUUUACUUCCUUCUCCUGAAUAUAAAAAAGUACCACGUGGAAAAGCGCGCGAAAUGUUGUAUGCCGAAGGAUUUGUCACCUCUGCUGUUGAGAUCCACGGCAACUGGAGUGAAAAUGAUGCAGUGAAAGCUUUGGAAGAGCAAUUUAAAGAGAAGUUGAUGGAUAUUCCACCUCCUCAGUAAGGGAAAAUUCUUAUGAAGAAGUCACAACUGCUCGCGCACACAUUUAAAACAAUAAAAUCAAUAAUGCACCUAUCAAUGUUAACCCCCAUAGGGGGGGGGGGUCUGGCAUAUGUGGGUAUUUGAUCAUCAAUUGCAUCCCCACCCUGGGGAUUUUUAUCAGCAUUUUGGCCCCGAGUUGGGGCAAUUUGAACCGAAUGACUUUUAUUAAUAUAGUAUUUAUUGCAAUUUAUGCAUGAGUCAAUUCCUGGAGUAACCAUCCCCCACCCCGGGACACGCCCAGGAAUUUGCCCGAUAGACAGUUCACAUGGGUUGGGAAUUUGCCUUUCAUAUAUGUGCACAGGGGCCGGGUAUUGGAGGACCCCGGGGAUUUGACAAAUGGUUGACCAAAAUCCAACCCACAAAUUUCAGGCACGCACGUGGGGGCGUGAAAUUUAUUGUAAGAAUAAGCGAAAAUUAUACCCUGUGCCAUGCAAAUUUAAAUACAACUAUUAAAGGUUUAUGUUUUAUAAUAUUCCAUUGCAGUUUAAUACUAUAAUGUUAUUAAAUGACUAUGAUUAUAUGCCAUUAAAAGUUUAAUUAACUUUUACAGUUGAUUUCACGAAACUUUGACCACAAAUUUUCCGAACUUCGUUGCGAAGUUCACAAGAUUGUUGCGAAGUUCACAAGAUUGUUGCGAAGUUCAAAAGUUCAUAAAUAUGAGAUUCACAAACCAGAUCGUAAACUACACAUUUGAUUGGCUUCUGUUACUUCACGGACCAAUAGGGACUUUGUUUACAAAUUGGCUUGUGAAUUCCAAUAUGAGCUUCCAAAUUUCGCAACGAAAUUCGGAACAUUUGUGGUCAAAGUUUCGUGAAAUCGACUGUAAAAUCGUCCCCGGGGUGGGGCAUUUUCCACUCUCAGAUUUCCCAGGGGCCGUGCAUUAGUCUUCAAGUUGUGUCCCGGCACCCAUUUACACUAUCAUAACCAAUCUAAUCAAAUGCCCGGGUGUGUUCCGGGGGGGGGGGUUGUGGUUACUCCUGGAAUUGACUCAUGCAUUAUUGCAAAAUGGUGGGGCAUUUGACCAAUAUUUAUUGCCCAACGGUGGACAUUUGAUUGAAAAUUUGCUCAAAAAAUCAAAUGCCCCCACUUAUGCCCAACCCUCCCCCCUCUGGGGCUUAACAUUGAUAGGUGCAUAACAAAACCAAUACAUGUAAUUUAUCACAAAUAUCACGUAAACAGAAUUCAACCGCAUGCUAUGAACUGUCUUUGGUUCUAAACUUUGGCUUGUUUACACAGAGUUAGAAUAUUGCCCUAGUAAGCAGAUUAAUACCCUUUUUUGUUGUGGUUGUGUGUCAUGUUUUAUACAUGCACGCUAGGGUUGUAUAUAUACGCUAACCCUUUCGGUUGGAUUACGGAUUACCCUAGGUAACCCAGGUAGGUUUAUGCUAUAGUCGAUGACCUGUAUGUGAGUUUGUAUGCAUUUCAUUUAGAACAGAUAAUCUCAACUGUGUUAGUGCAAGUUGACCAUGACGGUCAACAUGGUAACGCUGCCUGAAUCCCAAUCCGGGACGAAACAUCUGAAACCGACCACACCCAAAAACGACGCUCUCGCCAUAGUGCUAUCUACCAAACCAUAAAAGCUUUUGGCUAUUCUGAGGUGCUGAUAUGGUUCAGAGAUGGUGGUUUUAAGGGUGGUCCUUGGUAAGUGUGAAAUGCCUAGCACUGAUAUUUCACAAGAAAAUGACCAUGCAAUACUCAUAGUCAAACGUCAAUUUGUGGCUUACAACUUCAAAUAAAGAGCAGUGGAUCUACAUUAAUUACCUUUUUUCCUAAAUCUUUUUGAUAGAAACAUAAUUGGUACUUAUUUAAUUAUAUUAUCACUGUUUUGGUAUAAAAUAGUUAAUAUUUUGUGACCGAAUUAAUAAUUUGAAUUUUGAAAUGUACAUACCUCCUGCAAAUGGGCGUAUUUGGCCAAAUAGGCCUUUCCAAGGUAUCUACCGCCAUAUUGCAGGGGGUGCAAAAAAAUUGGGGUGAGCGCGCGGCCACCAAUGGCGGCCAUACUAUUUCCUAUUGAGUGAGUGAAAAUUACCUUUUGACAUUUUGUCCUUUUUCUCAAAAAAUGUCUAUACAAGCAUAUCCAAAUUUUGUUUUUAGAUAAUCGCUGGGUUCCUUCUGAUAUGUAGCCGAGAUUUCUUGCUAAUCGAAGGACAGGAAGUAAUUAAAAACGGCAGCUUUUGUUGCACACCUUGACCGACGUUUGAGCGAUGAUUCUUGUUAUUUCGUUUGUUUAACCGAUCUUUGGAAGAAUAGUUGUCCAUUAAGUGUGUAAGUCCUUUGGUGUCCGCCAUUAUUACUGUUUAUAUUUGUAUAUUUGUACAAAAAUCAUCGCUCAAACGUCGGUCAAGUUGUACAACAAAAGCCGCCGUUUUUUAUUACUUCCUGUCCUUUGAUUAGCAAAAAAUCUCGGCCACAUAUCAGAAAAAAACAGGCGAUUAUCUAAAAAUAAAAAUUGGAUAUGCUUGUAUAUAAAUUUUUUGAGAAAAAGGACAAAAUGUCAAAAGAUAAUUUUCACUCACUCAAUAGGAAAUAGUAUGGGCGCCAUUGGUGGCCGCGCGCUCGUCCCAAUGUUUUUGCACCCCCUGCAAUAUGGCGGUAGACACCUUGGAAAGGCCUAUUCUCCACUUUACUCCGCUGUUUAUGGCCGAUCUCGUUGAAAUCCUUCCAAGUAUGCAAUUCAGCUCAAACAUAAUGGUAUCAAGCACAUUUUACCUGUAAACAAGUUGAAACUGGGUUUCAAGUAGAUCCUAGCUGUUUAAACCAUCGACAAGGGAAAACCCCAACUCUGUCCAAAUUUGGCGCCAUUUUGUCAUCCCAUGUCGGUUGUAAACAAAUCGGCCUUGUUAUUCUUCCAUCCAAGCCAUUUCCACCAACUAAUACAAAUUUAACCAUUUGUUAAAGGUGCCUUACAGUCCGUAUGUAAACAAAGCCUUGUUUACAUUUUUAUGUCCAAAAUAUUGAGCUUUAUCCGACAACUAUUUAUAUUUCCAAGCUUCUAGAGUAUAAUAAAUGAUCAAGAAACAACAAUCGGGCUUUUCCAGAACCCAAAACAUAGUUAAACUGUUUGUAUCAUAAAAAGUGGGCUCCUUUGUGCACAUGCGCAGAUCGGACUGUAGAGCACCUUUAAGGGUAUUAAAAUAAAAAUACAAAUGAAAUAUGCGAAAUGCAGCAUUUUAUCACCCUGUAAAAUGUUGCUUAAGAGUCCUUUAAAACAUUUCGAACACAUCUUGUGUGGUUUAGUAACAGGGGGUGGAGCCUUAAAAAAUGAAAGCAAAGCCCAACACAGUAUCACAGAAUAUAAGAAUGUACCUUCUUAUUCUUGUGGCAGUAUGGUAAAAUUAACAUUUAAUUUGUAUGACUUGUUCAUAUUAUUAAAUAAUAAUAUGUAUUUAUUUGUUGCUACAAGAAAUAAAACAAACGUUUGUAUGAUUGUAUUUAGUUUUUAGUCUAUUUCACACAGUCUUCUUCUAUCUUCGUGAAAACAUUUACCCCCUCCUGUCACGACCCUGUCACUUUGUCACACGAGAUUUGUACGAAAUGUUUUGAAGGACUCGUAAGCAACAUUUGACAGAGUGAUAAAAUGCUGCAUUUCGCAUAUUUCAUUUGUAUUUUUAUUUUAAUACCCUUAAAAAGUGGUUAAAUUUGUAUUAGUUGAUGGAAAUAGCUUGAAUGGAAGAAUACCAAGGCCGAAUUGUUUACAACCGACAUGGGAUGACAAAAUGGCGCCGAAUUUGGACAAAGUUUGGAUUUUCCCUUGUCGAUGGUUAAACAGCUAAGACCUACUUGAAACCCAGUUGAAACUUGUUUAAAAUGUGCUUGAUACCAUUAUGUUUUGAGCUGAAUUGCAUACUUGGAAGGAUUUCAAAGAGAUCGGCCAUAAACAGCGGAGUAAAAUGGAGAAUUUGCCCAAAUACGUCCAUUUCCAGGAGGUAUGUACAUUUCAAAUUAUUAUUUCGGUCACAAAAUAUUAACUAUUUUACACCAAACCAGUGAUAAUAUAAUUAAAUAAGUAACAAUUAUGUUUCUAUCAAAAAGAUUUAGGGAAAAAGGUAAUGUAGAUCCACUGCUGUUUAUUUGAAGUUGUAAGCCUCAAAUUGAUGUUUGACUAUUAGUAUUGCAUGGUCAUUUUCUUGUGAAAUAUUAGUGCUAGACAUUUCACACUUACCAAGGACCACCCCUAAAACCACCAUCUCUGAACCAUAUAAGCACCUCAGAAUAGCCAAAGCUUUUAUGGUUUGGUAGAUAGCACUAUGGCAAAAGCGUCGUUUUUGGGUGUGGUCAGUUUCGGACAUUUUGUCCCGGAUUGGGGUUUGGGCAGUGUUACCAUGUUGACUGUCAUGGUCAACUUGCCCUAAAACAGUUAUUAUCUGUCCUAAUGAAAUGCAUACAAACACAUACAGGUCCUAAACUACUACAAAGCAUGUCAUAUUUUAUUUGACACUUGCACAAACUAAUACACAAAGUAAAAAACCUCACCACUGAACUUCAGCAGGCAAAAAUAUACCUGUCACUUUUUAGGAAGAGUUAUUGGGUCAUUCCAGAAAAGAUCCAUACCCCCUCCCCCCCCCACUGAGGAAAUCAAAAUACCUCCAUUUGGACAUCCUUGAAUGGUUCAUCCUCCCCCUAUCCGGAUGUCAAAGCCCAAAACUACCCCCUCCCCUUCGGACAUCAACUAUUUCUAAAUUUUUCUAAAGGCUACCUCGCCGUCUGAAAACGGCACCGAAAACUAGACUAAGGCUACAGUAUGUUCACACUACGCGCGGAGCGAACUAAUGCGGGCAGAAUUUACGUGUGUUCAUAUUAAGCCAUUACAGUUUGUUUACAAAUUAAAUUAGCACUUAUGUAAACCCAAAAUAUUUCAAAUAGAGCCGAGAAAUUUAACUAAAAAGCCUUCAAGUUUUCAUGUUCAUGUUGACACGAAGCUAUCAAGCACUCGGUUUUCACCUCGCUCCGUUUAGAAACCCUGCUCAAAUUGUUACGGCAAAAGUUACGUGAAAGUUUUCAAACGAUUUCGCUAGUAAUUUCGCUAGUGUGAAAGCGAUGGCUUAGUGUGACUUUUCUACGCUGUUUUCAAAUAGCUCCGGCGUGGCGGAACACUUGGCGGCUUCUUGUGAACACAAACACGUGGCAGGUUUUGUCGGAUAAUUUGCAGAAAUUCACUUCGAAAUUCGAUCAAGUAAAAAUCGGACUGAAAUUCGAUGUAACUUGCGACUGAUUGACAAGCGUUGCUGUGUUAACUUACAUGUUAAUGCAUUUUUUACUAUUACUUCAUUCCUUAACCUCGCCCUAAAUAUGACAGCCAUUUCUAUUUUCUUGACACGCACCUCGCAAAGGAAGUUUUUAUUGACUAUAUACUAAUUAACAAUUAUAGACAACGAAGCCGAGUUGUAUAUGAGUGAAUAGUCAAUGAGGCGAAGCCGAGUUGACUAUUUGCUCAGAGCAGGCCCGGAGCUAUGGCGGGUGAUGUGUGUCAAAAUUCAAUAACACAUUUGGCAAUGAUAACGUAACAUUUUGCUACAAUAAUAACACAUUUGGCAACGAUAAAGUAACCUUUUGCAGUUAGUUUUGCUACAAUUUUGUGAUCGUUUUAAUAUUUGCCAACAAUCGUACAGUUGGCAAGUACAAUCCCGUGAUGCAAUUGGGCACUAGCUCCAAAUGGCGGAAAACGGUACAUAAAUGGCGCGUAAUUAUUUUCACACAAAAUGGCGAUCAAGAUAUCGAAGAAAACGGAGUACGAACUGCUCUUAUAACGCGAUUGGAAAUGUUAUUGACUGAUGUAACGGAAUGCCUUUCAACAGAGCUUGAUGAUGUUAUUGAUCGUAUUCGCGAUUUUUCUGAAGACCUUUAUCGAUGCCUAGCAAAUCUGACAGCACGAAAUCCCGAAAUUUACAGCGAAUAUUGCUACAUCAGGCCAGACUUCUCGUAGAUGUCAUACAACGUCCUAUUUUGAAUAAUGAAAAUUAUGGACCGGAAACAUUGGGAAUCAUCCUAAGGUCAAUGCCAAGUACACCAACAUUUGAAAUGUUGAGAGACCAGCUGCAGUAUUUGCAGAUGUAUUUUGUGGUGAAUUGGCCACACCAUCCAGUAGCUGUACAAUUAUGUAUCUAGCCUGUAGUAGAGAUGACUGAAUAUCAUCUGACGCCGAAGCUCUCUCAUUUUCCGCCAUGUUUACUUAAAAAAGCGCAUGUAAUCCAAUAUCGCGAAAAUAAUUACGCCCCAUUUUGCACCGUUUUCGCCCCAUUUGGAGCUAGUGCCCAAUUGCAUCACGGGAUUGUACUUGCCAAAUGUACGAUUGUUGGCAAAUAUUAAUACGAUACGUUUACUAGUAUGUUCUUGCAAAAUAAUACUUUGUCAUUGAAUGUUUUGUUAUUGUUAAUAAAUGUCUUGUAACUGCCACAAAAUUGUAGCAAAAGGUUACUUUAUCGUUGCCAAAUGUGUUAUUAUUGUACCAAAAUGUUACGUUAUCAUAGCCAAAUGUGUUAUUGAAUUUUGACACACAUCACCCGCCAUACGGAGCUACGGGGGUGGGGGGAGGAGUGUGACACCCCCCAGAAAUUGUAUUCAGUCGGCAGGACUGCUAUUCAGUCGGUAGGACUGCUACUUGGAUUAAAUAUUUUCGCGCAAAGGGCAAGAUGGGGGCUGGAAUUUUAGAAAAAAUUUUUUGGAUAAAUGGAAAAAAUUUGUGAUGUCUGGAAAAAUUUUUGAUGUUCCUAAAAAUUUUGGUAUGUCUGGAAAAUUUUUUGGACCCCUAAAAUGGUACACUGACCGAAUUUUUUUUUUGGCGACCAAAAAUAAUUUGUUCCAGAAAAAAACUUUUCGGCACUGGUCGGUUGAAAUGACCUUACACCCCCCGUGGAGAAUUCCCUGAGGACGGCCCUGGCUCAGAGACAACGAGGCUAAAUCGUCCAAUUGUUUCAGUAUAAACCACAUAAAGAAAACAUAAUUUUUCACUUGAUUUUAAACCUUCAUGAAGAUAUUGGUCAUUCACAAGAAAUUUUAUCACAAUCAGAGUUGUUUGUUGUUAGAUUUGAAUUUGUUCGUGCAGUGGGAAACAGUAUUGUUAAACCACAAAUACAAAGUGGUCAAGGGUGGACCGGGAAAGUGAUCAAACAUCAAACUGGUCAAGGACCAUUGUAUAUAAGGGCAACAAGAGAUAUUGCUGUGGUAUGUAUUAUUUUCAUAAUUAAAAUAACAAAACACGUUUAACGUCAGCUAAAAUCACAUAUACAUUUAUUAUGUAAAUGUGAAAAUGGCAAAUUUCCCAAGUUUUCAUGAUGUUUUGGUUGUGUAUUUUUUUUCUGUAACAGACAGAGUUAUUAUAUUUUAUCUUCCUACGAAAAGGGAAGUUUCACAAUUGGCAUUCUUUACUUAUAAGAAUUUGAUUGUAUAUUUUUUAUCAUCCUUAGUUAAUUCAUGCCAUUUAGAACUGAUUUGCCACCGUGAAAAGUAAAAUUGCCCUAUACAUUUUAAAAAUAUAUAAGAGGAUCUCGAAAUGACUUUCUUUUGAAUCAGUUUCUUAUAAGAUGCAUGUGAAAUAUUGUCAGUAGAUGUAAAGGUUUUCGCUAAAUAUAUAUAGUCUUGCUGUUAUUAUAUCUUCAGGAAAUUGACUCAGAAGAUGAAUCUUCCAAUAACGAGAGAGAUUUAAAAUCAUACUUUAUUGUCAAGGUAAUGAUUGCUAUUAAUAUAUGUAUCUAUUAACUUAUUGAGUUCCAACACUUUCCCUUGAUGAAAAACCUUUUGGUGUUGGACGGAGUAAAAUAACAAAGCUAAGUGAGGAGCUAGAGCACGUUCUGCUUAAUAUUCUUUAAUAAGUUAAAAUGAGCUGACCAUUAUGAAUAUGUAUUUAAACAUUGUAGGAUUCGCCCGAUUCACCAUCAAAUGAUGAAAAUUUAACUCAACCUAAUACCAGUACAAACAUGAUUAACACCGAAAAAGUCACGAUUGUUGAAACUUUAAAAUCAAUGUUUCCUGGCCAAGAUGAAGAAAAGUAUACUGAAGUGGCUAAUAGUUCGUCUACAUUGAAUGAGGCAGUUGAUAACAUGAUUGAUUUCACAAGUGAAGGUAUUUUGUAGAUUUUUACAGUGACAACGUACAUAGGACGUUGUAUCAAAAUACCUGUCACUACAUGAAUUGGAAAAUUAUAAUUAAAAGUAAUAGACGUGCGUAACGUACAGUAUAACGGUACAGAUCGUUUGUGUAAAUGCAGCUUUAACCAGGGUGUCCACGGGCCUUGAAAAUCCUUAACGAUUCUUGAAUUAGAAAAAAAAUUCCAGGACUAUAAAGUCCUUGAAAGUAAGUAGAAGUCCUUGAAUUAAUUUCCUUAACCUCCAGCUGUGACAACAUUAGUGAUUUUGAUUAAAAUUACUGAAUAAUUAAAAUUAUUGAAUUUCAACUUCACCAGAGGGUAUAGACACCCUGUUUAAUUAAUCAAGAACGUCAAAAAAUUUAGUUAAUCACUAGCAAAGCGUAUUUUACGGUACAUGUAUAUAAUGAAUCGUUGUUUUAAAUGUAUUUAACUAUUUAUUUCCUGAAGGGUUUGAAUACGGGUUCUUCCAUGUAUUUAUUUCCUGUUAACGUACGCGCAUAUGCAUGGGAUUGAAAACAAUACACUAACUAUAGCCAUGGCAUGCAUGUACACGUGCAGUAUUGCCGUAAACGUUGGCUUUUGGUAUUGUCAGGUCGGUUAAUAUCGUCUUAUUUGCAAUUGUUUGUCUCUAAUGGUACAUGGGCUUUUUGGUGAAAUCGUUUAGUGUACCAAUAGGUGUAAGGGAAAUCAGAUUCUCUUUGCAUGACGAUAAACAUUUUUUUCGCAGGUUUCUUCUCAUCUGAUCCAACAUAUGCACCUGAUGUGGAAAGCAAUGACACCGAUGGUCUGGCUAACUGCAUUAUUCCAACCACAUUGGGAGAGGUUCUUGCGGCACUAGAACCUUCCAAGGAUGGUCGUAAUCGUAUAAGCAUUUCACGAGAGACCGUUCUCGAAGACAGCAUUGCAAUAUUUAAAAAUCCCGGUUUCGACAUGAGCAAGCCAUGUAAGAUAGUUUUCGAGGAUGAACCUGCCAUAGAUGGCGGUGGCCCUAAGCGAGAAUACUUUACAUUACUUCUGGUUUCGCUGUUAUCCCCAAACAUUUCUGUCAGACUAUUUGAAGGACAGAGUGGCAGAAUUCUACCUAUUCAUAAUGCAGAUGCAUUACGUGCUCAUUUGUUUAAGGUUGCUGGGAAAAUAGUAGCGAGUUCCAUUGUUAAUGGUUGUCCUGGGUUUCCUUAUUUUUCCCCCGCUGCAUACACAUACUUAGUCACUAAUUCUAUCGAAGAAGUGCUGGAAGUUGUUUCGGUGGAUGAUGUACCCGAUAUUCAAAUUUUGGAAAUCAUUAAUCAGGUUUGAACCUCUUUAUCAAGGUUAAAAUUUAUUUACUCUUGCUAAGAACAGGUUAGGUUUUGAAUUUGUAAUUGGAAUACACGCCAAUCACGAUAUAGCUAUCGCCAAUCACGAUAUAGCUAUCGCCAAUCAUGAUAUAGCUAUCGAUAUAGCUAUCGCUAUUCUUAGAAGUUGAACUAAUGUACAUUAGUAGUAUUAAUAUUAAUAUUUUAGAGUUUUUAUAAUAAUACCGAACAGAACUAAUAAGUUAAAUUUUAAAGUUUAUAUGAUAGUUUGUUAGAAUCAGUAUUGUAAAAAUGAUCGUAAUUCAGCUUUCGGGGCUGCAAUGAUCUAUUUUAAUAAAAUAUCUAUCUAUCUAAAAUAUCUAUCUAUCUGGAUGCAUUAUAGUUAUCGUAAUUGCAAUUUAUACUCUUAAUAAAAGCUUUCGUAGCUCAGUGCCAGUGGUAAUAGAAUUUUAAAAAUGUCCAUGACAUUUGCAAAUUGAAUUGCUAAAGCAAGUGGAUACACGCGUACGUUGCUCCACUUUGUUUUGUAUGAAUGCUGAAUUAAUAUUGUUGUAAGAUUUUUUAUUUUAGAUUGACAAUUUCCCUGAUACAAAUGCGGAGUUGGAUACAAAUGUUACAAAUUGUCUGAUCGAUUCUGGGUUCACGAAGGCAUUAACGGUCGAAAGUAAAGGCGAAGCAAUUAUGUCCAUUUUACUUAACUGUGACAUCUUGAGUCAAAAAGCAGAAUUGGAUCAAUUUGCCGAUGGGUUGGGACCACUUCUGAAUAAAAUUCGCAGUUAUCCAGAUAUUUGCAAAUCGUUACUCGUCCAAAGCGACGAGUUUACGAGAGUGACAGCAGAAAAACUCAAAUCACUUCUUAUGUUUCAAGACGUUAAUGACCAUCUGAAGAAACACCUAAUGGAUUACAUGGAAAUGAAAGGCAAGUUGGAUCGUAUAUAA